UAGAGAACAAGACAACCUCACGUGAGCAGAGCAGUCCACCGUGUCCAUUUCUCCUAGGGUUCUGUCUCUCUCUCUCUCUCUCUCUCUUCGGACGGCAGGAAUCGCCACCGCCGAACCGUCGCCGACGAAUCGCAGCUUCGGCUGAACCGCCGCGGCGCCCGCGUCGCGUCGCGUCCGAACCGCCGGCGGCUUCGAGGGGGGCGAAAAUGGGGAGUUCCGGCGACAGAGCCCUGCUCUCUCUCCCUCUCCAAAUUCACUUCUCGUAGAGGUUGGGGACGAACCCUGAUCGGAGGUUGCCGAUUGAGCUCGAUCUCAGUCGUGGGUGACGCCCAAAAACCCUGCUUUCGGCGGCAAUCGGGUCGACAUUUCGUCGAGCACAGUUGAAGAGAGAGAGAGAGAGAGAGAGAGAGAGAGAGGUGAUCAUGUCGUUCUCGUUCUUCAGGCCGUCGAGGCCGAAGACGACGCAGGAGUUCGUGAAGGGGGUCAAGGAUAGCCUCAUGGCCCUCGACACCAAGACCGUCGUGGAAGUCAAGGCCCUCGAGAAGGCUUUGGAAGAAGUUGAAAAGAAUUUUUCAACUAUGAGAUGCAUGAUUUCUGGAGAUGGAGAGGUUGAGCCUAAUGUCGAUCAAAUUUCACAGCUUGCACUUGAAAUAUGUAAAGAGGAUGUUAUCGCCCUUAUAAUUCACAACUUGCAUAUCCUAGGAUGGGAGGCAAGAAAGGAUUUGGUCUAUUGUUGGGCCAUAUUGCUAAAACAAAAGGUUGGUUCAACAUAUUGUUGUGUGGAAUAUGUUGAGAACCAUUUCGAGUUGCUAGACUCUCUUGUUGUAAGCUACGAUAACAAGGAAAUUGCAUUGAACUGUGGAAAUAUGUUGAGGGAAUGCGUCAAGUUUCCUACACUUGCAAAGUACAUUCUGGAGUCAGCAAGCUUUGAACUGUUCUUUAAAUUUGUAGAGUUGCCUAAUUUUGAUGUUGCAUCUGAUGCAUUUACUACUUUUAAGGAUCUGCUUACGAAGCAUGGAGAUAUGGUUGCUGAGUAUCUGAACAUCCACUAUGACGAGUUCUUUAAUCUAUAUGAGAAACUUUUGACUUCAGCUAAUUAUGUCACCAAAAGGCAAUCUGUGAAGCUUCUUUCGGACUUUCUCUUGGAGCCUCCUAAUGCCCAAAUAAUGAAGCGGUAUAUUUUAGAAGUUCGUUACUUCAAAGUCAUGAUGAUGCUGUUGAAGGACUCAAGCAAAAACAUUCAGAUGACUGCUUUCCACAUCUUCAAGGUGUUUGUUGCGAAUCCUAACAAACCACCCGAAAUUAAGGUUAUCUUGUCAAAAAAUCAUGAAAAGCUGGUUUCAUUGCUUCACAAUCUCUCAGGUGGUAAAGGUGCUGAUGAUGAGCAAUUCGAAGAAGAGAAGGAGAUAAUUAUCAAGGAAAUUGAAAGAGUAUCUCACCUUCCUAAUCCGGAACACUAAUUCCUCAUUUAAGCCAAUUUCAUUGCAAAAAAUGAGAGGGGAUUUCUGUGGAUCCACUGCUUACCCUUAAUUACCUCAGGGGAGAAAGAAUUAAGGACAUAAGGCCUAAAUCUCAGCCAAUGAGGAUGUAUAGGAAAAAGAGAGGUUCUUGUAUCCGCCCCGCCCCUCCGCCUAGUUUGGUCCGACCAACAGCACUGGUGCCAAAUUCUUUGUAAUUACUGAGUUAUGGGCACUAAACUCUUAAUGGCUUUUUCUUGCCCUAAUUGCGCAAAGGCUUUGUUGCUGAUGCCAGUCUUGUCUGAAUCCCGGGUUGAUUCACUAUAGGUCCAGUUUGGUUGCAAGAAGAAUAAAAUGUUAAAAUGUGUAUUGACUUGUAUGCAGAGACUUUCCAUCGUGGCUGCAUCACUGUUGUUAUUGCUGAUUGGUGAUAGAUAAUGCCUAGUUGGAGUAGACGUUGCUA
Molecule: messenger RNA, 1920 nt
Organism: Eucalyptus grandis
Lineage: Eukaryota; Viridiplantae; Streptophyta; Magnoliopsida; Myrtales; Myrtaceae
Product: calcium-binding protein 39
Exons: 11
Coding region: 423-1460 (345 amino acids)
Biological process (GO): intracellular signal transduction
Molecular function (GO): protein serine/threonine kinase activator activity
Source: RefSeq, a predicted model, not a curated record